AUGAGCUGGAACUGCCAGGGGUUAGGGAAUCCCCGGACAGUUCGACGUCUAAAGGAGAUGAACCGAUCAAUCUCUCCUGACAUUGUAUUCCUCAUGGAAACUAAAAAUCCCGAUAGCUUCGUUCUCAACAAAACCGAUCAACUUGGAUAUGAGCACCAUCAUCUAAUCCCGCCAACCGGUCAUGGUGCAGGGGGGUUAGCGAUCCUAUGGAAACAGGAAGUAAAGCUCCAUAUUUUGUCCUCAAAUGCAAACUUCAUUGAUACUUGUAUUGAAUAUGAGGGAAAAACUUUCUUUGCUGCCUUUGUAUACGCCGAUACUGAUAAUGCAAAAAGAAGAUUGUUUUGGGAACAAAUGACUCCCCUAAUGAAUAACAGAGACGCCCCAUGGAUGAUAACAGGAGAUAUAAAUGACAUCCUCAGUAAUGAAGAAAAGGAGGGGGGACCGGCAAAACCAGAGGGAUCGUUUGGUGAUCUCCGAACUUUCUACUCCGAGGGAGACCUGUUUGACUUACCCCACUCGGGUGAUUUCCUAUCUUGGAGGGGACAGCGGGGCGACCAUCUGGUUAGAUGUCGCCUCGAUAGAGUUGCUGUGACCAGCUCGUGGGCAGAACUAUUUCCGACUGCAAGGAGCCAGUAUCUGGAGCUUGAAGGAUCAUAUCAUAGGCCACUGGUGUCUAUCUUUGCGCCGGAAAGAAAGAAAAGGAAGGGAAUGUUUCGAUAUGACCGCAGAUUAAAAGACAACCCGGAGGUGAAAGAGCUGGUACGAAACAUAUGGCAAAAUGCAGGGGAUAGCUCCAUUAGCACAAAAAUAUCCAUGACCAGAACUGCGAUUGUUGAGUGGAGUAAGAAACAAUAUCGGAAUAGCAGGAUCACCAUAGAGAAGAAGAAAAAAGAGCUUGAAAGCGCACUGGUGAACCCGAUCAAUGAUGGCGAUCUUAUUAAGAAGGUCACAACAGACCUAGAGGCAGCCUACCAAGCGGAAGAAGCUUUCUGGAGACAGAGAAGUCGCCUCCUUUGGCUGAAGCUAGGAGACCGCAACACUGGAUAUUUUCAUGCGGUGACAAGAAAACGACGCAGAGUCAACUCCUUCUCGGUUAUUGCAGACAGUAAUGGGGCAGAGGUGUAUAAGGAAGGCGAGAUUACUAAGGUCAUAGUCCAGUAUUAUGAAGACCUAUUCACUUCGAUGGAGGGAAACAGAGCUGAAACAGUUGCAUACGCUCUUCAAAAAAGAGUAACAGAUGCGGAGAAUGCGAUUCUAAUACAGAUACCGUCAGCAACGGAAAUCAGAGAUACGGUGUUUUCUAUUCACGCAGACAAGGCACCGGGACCGGACGGGUUCUCAGCCAGCUUCUUCCACUCCAAUUGGGAGGCUAUUGGACCAGAUAUAGUCAACGAGAUCAGAGGCUUCUUCGAGUCUGGAAUGCUACCGCCAAGGAUAAAUGAAACAAACAUCCGACUCAUCCCGAAGAUUAAAAGCCCACAGAAAGUAGCCGAUUACCGCCCCAUAGCGCUGUGCAACGUUUAUUAUAAGAUCAUCUCAAAGAUCUUAACGAGAAGGAUGCAACCGCUGCUCACAAACAUCAUCUCCGAGAAUCAGUCGGCCUUCGUCCCCGGCCAAGCCAUCUCUGAUAAUGUGUUGAUAACACAUGAGGUACUCCACUUCCUAAAGAACUCAGAUGCGGAAAAGAGAUGUUCUAUGGCGGUUAAAACGGAUAUGAGCAAAGCAUAUGACCGGCUCGAAUGGGAGUUUAUCGAGCUAGUCCUGAGACAGUUGGGUUUCCACGAGACAUGGAUCACUUGGAUCCUGGAAUGUGUAUCCACUGUUACACUCUCCUUCCUCAUCAACGGCUCGCCUAGAGGAAGGGUACAACCGAGCAGAGGCAUCCGUCAAGGAGACCCUCUUUCACCAUACAUUUUCAUUUUGUGUAGUGAAGUUCUCUCGGGCUUGUGUAACAGGGCAAACGAAGAGGGUUCUCUAAAAGGAAUUAGUGUGGCAAGGGCAUGCCCCCGGGUCAACCACUUACUUUUCGCGGAUGACACUAUGUUUUUCACCCGAGCAAAUGUGAAGAGCAGCCAAUGUCUAACCGGCAUCCUACAACGAUACAAGGAAGCCUCUGGCCAAACCAUCAACAAUGAAAAAUCGUCUAUCACUUUCUCAAGAAGAACACCAGGUGCUCUACGGACACUGGUAAAAGACGCACUAGACAUACAAAAGGAAGGUGGAGUAGGCAAGUACCUCGGUUUACCGGAACAGUUUGGAAGAAAAAAGAGGGAUCUCUUCACUUCCAUUGUUGAUAGAAUCCGGCAAAAAGGAAGCAGCUGGUCAAACCGGUUCUUAUCGAAAGCGGGGAAGAUGAUUAUGAUCAAGAGUGUUCUCUCUCCGAUACCCUCUCAUGCGAUGACUUGCUUUAAGCUACCGGUCUCCUUGUGUAAGCGUAUCCAAUCUGCUGUCACCAGGUUCUGGUGGGACGAUGUCGACGGGCAGAACAAGAUGGCAUGGGUGUCAUGGGACAGGAUGACUCAACCGAAAGCUAUUGGAGGAUUAGGAUUCAGAGACUUCCAGGCUUUCAACGAUGCCUUCUUAGGCAAAUUGAGCUGGAGGAUUCUCAACAAACCCGAGCUGCUGUUAUCUAGAAUCCUUAUGGGCAAAUAUUGCCAAGCGGAGAGCUUCCUGGACGUAUCACAAAAGAGCGCAUCAUCACAUGGAUGGCGAGGCGUUUUGCUAGGCCGAGACCUAUUAAAACGAAAUAUGGGGUGGGUUGUAGGAGACGGUACUUCCAUCCAGAUAUGGGACGAUGCUUGGCUGAGUCUAUCUACACAGCUGAGACCUACGGGACCAGCAACGGAAUCAACCGCAAGCCUCAUAGUCGCUGACCUGUUUGAGGAAGGAACUAGAAAUUGGAAUACAUCAAAAAUCCGACAGAUCCUACCACAAUGGGAGAAGCUCAUCAAAACCAUAAUCCCGAGCGAAACAGGAGCACCAGAUAAGCAGAUAUGGCUGAGCACACCCUCAGGAGAAUACACGACAAAAUCAGGGUAUCAUGAGGCGAUAAAAAUGAGAACAGAGGAGGGAGGACAUCCAGAAGCGAGGGAACUAGAGUGGUUUAAGGGAGUCUGGAACCUCCAUAUCUCUCCAAAGAUCAAGAUGUUCCUUUGGAAGCUUUUCCAGCAAGCUCUACCAGUGGGUGAAAUCCUGAUGGCGAGACACAUUACGACAGAAAGCCAAUGCCCAAGAUGUGGUACACCUGAAUCUAUAGAUCAUCUUUUCUUACACUGUCAGUUUGCGAAGGAUGUGUGGCAAGCUGCACCCUUUACAACGACGUUUGAGUAUAGCGGAUUGAUAGAUUUACAAGAUGUAUGGCUGAAUCUAUGUGGUAGAAACUGUUUACCUCCCACAGGUCUUGCAACAGGUCACUUAGCGCCCUGGAUAUUAUGGCAUCUAUGGUGCGCUAGGAACCAACUUGUUUUUGAGGGGAAGUCGAUGUCUGCAGAGGAAACGCUCACAAAGGCGGUGACAACGGCGAAGGAAUGGACUAAUAGCCAGGAGAAGGAUAAACAGAGACAGACCUACAAGACCCCAGCUCGGGUCCCUGACCUACAAAAUCGCACGGUUGUGAAUUCGGAUGCAGCAUGGCGAGCGACAACCGGGACUGCGGGACUUGGCUGGACUUUAAGGAACGAAGAGGGCUCUCAUUCUUUCACCGCAGGUGCUCAACAUGUUGGCUCUGUUUUAAUAGCAGAAGGCUUGGCCCUGAAGAAGGCUCUAUCCAGCUGCAAAGAUCGUGGGAUCAAACGCAUACACUGCUUCUCUGACUCGGCUCAACUUAUGAAGGCGGUCAAUGGGGGAGAAUUUUACCCAGAACUUUAUGGGAUUAUUUCUGAUGUUUUUGCUAUUUCUUGUUGUUUUGAUGAGAUCUCAUUCUCUUGGAUAUCAAGAGAGAAAAACAAAGAGGCUGAUCUUUUAGCCAAAUAUUGUCUGGUUGAGGAAGAAGCCAUUAUGGCUGGCACCUAA
This is a messenger RNA of Raphanus sativus (radish), 4011 nucleotides long. RefSeq lists its product as uncharacterized. The coding region runs from base 1 to 4011 and encodes 1336 amino acids. NCBI's taxonomy places the organism in Eukaryota, Viridiplantae, Streptophyta, Magnoliopsida, Brassicales, Brassicaceae. The record is from RefSeq and is a predicted model, not a curated record. The transcript has a single exon. Gene Ontology annotation, molecular function: RNA-DNA hybrid ribonuclease activity; nucleic acid binding.